GGCCGCGCUGGGGCGAUGGGGGCGGCGGAGCCGCUGCGCUCCGUGCUGUGGGUGAAGCGGCGGCGCUGCGCCGUGAGCCUGGAGCCCGCGCGGGCGCUGCUGCGCUGGUGGCCGAGCCCGGGGCCCGGGCCCGACGCGCCCGGCGCGGAUGCCUUCUCGGUGCCCGUGUCUGAGAUCAUCACCGUGGAAGAAGCAGACACUCACAAGAAGUGCCACGCCAGUGGCCAAUGGCAGAAGAUGGGACAGCCUUGCGCAUUCACAGUUCACUGUGUGAAGCGAGCUCGACAUCACCGCUGGAAGUGGGCACAGGUGACUUUCUGGAGCACGGACGAGCAGCUGUGUCACCUGUGGCUGCAGACCCUCCGGGAGCUGCUGGAGAGACUGUCAUCUAGACCCAAGCACCUGCUGGUGUUCAUCAACCCACUCGGAGGAAAGGGCCAAGGCAAGCAGAUAUACGAAAGGAAAGUGGCGCCGCUGUUCACGCUGGCCUCCAUCACCACCGAGGUCAUCGUGACCGAGCGUGCGAACCAGGCCAAGGAGACCCUGUGUGAGGUCAGCAUGGACAAGUAUGAUGGCGUCGUCUGUGUCGGUGGCGACGGCAUGUUCAGCGAGGUCCUGCACGGUCUGAUCGAGAGGACGCAGAGGAGCGCCGGUGUGGACCAGAACCAGUUCUGCGCCAAGCUGGUGCCCAGCCCCCUCAGGAUCGGCAUCAUCCCCGCAGGGUCGACCGACUGCGUGUGCUACUCCACCGUGGGCACCAACGACGCCGAGACGUCCGCCCUGCACAUCGUGGUUGGGGACUCGCUGUCCAUGGACGUGUCCUCGGUGCACCACAACAACAUGCUGCUGCGGUACUCAGUGUCCCUGCUGGGCUACGGCUUCUAUGGGGACUUGAUUGAGGACAGUGAGAAGAAGCGGUGGAUGGGGCCUGCCAGAUACGACUUUUCAGGUUUGAAGACCUUUCUCUCACAUCACUGCUACGAAGGGACAGUGUCUUUCCUCCCAGCCCAGCACACCACGGGAUCCCCACGGGAUCCGAAGCCCUGCCGGUCAGGAUGCCUGGUGUGCAGGCAGAGCAGGCAGCAGCUGGAGCAGGAGCAAACCCUGCGCGGCCCGCCGGACUCCGAGAAGGUGGAGGAGUGGCAUGUCAUCUGCGGGAAGUUUCUGGCCAUUAAUGCCACGAACAUGUCCUGUGCUUGUCCCCGGAGCCCUAGAGGCCUGUCCCCAGCCGCCCACCUGGGAGAUGGGACUUUCGACCUCAUCCUCAUCCGGAAGUGCUCCAGGUUCAACUUCCUGAGAUUCCUCCUCAGGCACACCAACCAGUACGACCAGUUUGACUUCAGUUUUGUUGAAGUCUAUCGCGUGAAGAAAUUCCAGUUCACCUCCAAGUCCCUGGAUGAAGAGGACCACACCCUCAAGGACAGGGGAAAGCAGGGGUUGGGGCAGAUCUGCUGUGACAACCCCGCCUCCUGCUGCUCGGCCCCCCGGAGCUCCUGGAACUGCGACGGGGAGAUUCUGCACAGCUCUGCCAUCGAGGUCAGGGUCCACUGCCAGCUCAUUCAGCUCUUUGCAAGAGGAAUCGAAGAGACGCCUCAGCAGGAGCCCUGCAGCUGAGGGCCCCACCCGCCCCAUGCGCGGAGAACAAGAUACGUUUUGUCAACAAUUCUGCAUACAUAUCUGGCAUUUGAGUUCCCUGGGAGCUGAGUGGCGCUGCACACAACUGGUUUCUCAGCAUCCAGUGCCGCGGGCGUGGGGCCUGGCCUCGGAGCUCAGCGACGCGGACAGCACAGAUCUAAGGUCGGCCCCUAGCGGUUCCAGGGCAAUGACUUUAGGGACACAGGAGUAUUUUCCAGGAAUCAGGCCCACCUUCUGGACGCAGGGGCCUGGGUCACCGAUCUGCUUUAUAAGAUUCUUCUGGAAUGGUCUGAGCAGGUUUUGGGAAACAGGUAUUUCUUCAUUUUACGUCCACCUUCCCUGUGGUCAGGGCGUUGCCAUCUGGUGAGGCCUGAGGAGCCCCUGAGGGCAACGUUUGACCUUGCAAACCUCCUUUCCUGCUGCCCUCCCAGCUGUGUUCGUGAGACCGUCCACGGGCAGCUCCGCGGUGGCUAUGCAGACGGCUGGAAACGUGCUGGUGAGGGCUCGUUCUCUUUAAAGGCAAAACAUGGACAUCGUAUAUGGACACAACGUGGGCUUUCUGGGGAGCAGAAAGCAGCGGGCAUUCCACGGGGACAUUCGCUUUGACAGGGUGGCCCUGACUCCAGCAGGCUGACCUGGCGCCGGCCUGCAGUCUCCUGUCGUCUCACGCUGACCUCUGUAUCGACAGCAUUGCCGUCCUCAGUGGGACCAGCACAGUGGUGUCUCCGCCGUCUCCCCAGCCCUGAGCGAUGAUGGCAGCUUCCUGCUGAGGUCCUGGAGCCAGGGACCGGCCCCCUGCAGGCUUCCCGCCACUGGGCUCCUGACUGCGCCUGUCCUCCUUGUUUUCAGACUGACGUGUGAUGAGCCCUGUGGAGUGGCACGUGAGGCAGCCUGACCUCUGGCCUGGAAGAGAAGGCACCACCUGUUAGGAGACCGUGGUUCACUGCUGCCGCUGUGGGUGGCUCCUCCACAGACCCCCAGGUGGCUGCCGCAUCCGACAGAGAGCAUCUGUUUUGGGGAUUCUUUGCGUUGAUUUGUAUUUUGAGGCAGACACAAAGCCUCCUGUCUUGUCAUUCGGUCCCACCCGGGCUUUUCCCGUGGCUUCUGUAUUAGUGGACCGGGUUGGCAACGGCAGCCGUGUGGCUGGAUGGUUCAGUAAGCCCAGGCUGAGUCACCGGCUGGGUGACAGUGGGCAGACCGGGCCUCUGUAUUCAGGUUUGCUCCUGGUUGGGAAGAAACCAGAGAGCCAGAGUGGCAGCUUUUGAGGGGGCAAUGACCACUUGUGCUCAGCAGCCGACAGGCAGGGGGCAACCUCAGGCCAGGGUGCUCCUAGGAGGUCCCACCUGGGAUGACACCCUGACUCCUGCUUCCCUUGGGCCAUUCCAGAAGGGCUCAGGUGGAGGGUCCUGAGGAGGCUGUGGCUGCCCCUGAGAACUGGGCCAUCUUACAAGCUUCCCCAAAGAUUCGGAGUCCUGACCCUGUUAAAUGCUUCCCCGGGCCUGGUCUGCCCAGAACCCCUGCCAACCUCGGAGGAUGGCCCAGGCCGAAGACGCUGCGGUGGAACUUACCAGUGGCAGGCUUAUUCUACAACCUGGGACUGCACAGGGGGCCGUGGCAGAUGCCCCCAAAGCCCCCUGGGACUGCACGCAGGACGGAGGCAGCCUCUGCCAUUCCAACGAAUGGGCUCUGUCUGCCAGGAGGCCUCACAGCAACCCCAAGCCCUGGACUUGGGGACUUUAACAGAAGGACACCAGAAGUGAUGGUAGACAGUGACAACUUGGGACCCCUGAGAUGGGAUGGUCUCUAAACUUCCUCUGUGGCUUUUUGGUGUGAAACAAUCAGGCAGCAGUUCUGCCCCGUGACUGCGGUUCAAAUCGAGAAGUGGGGGCGGGCAGUGCGGCUGGGAACGCCGUGGAGAGGGCUUAAUUUUCUGCCUAAUCUUGCUGGUUUCAAGAUUAGUAAAUAGUGUAUUUGAUCUGAUAUGUUUGAGAAGACAAAAAUAAAGUUACUUUGGGCAGAA
Molecule: messenger RNA, 3655 nt
Organism: Marmota monax (woodchuck)
Lineage: Eukaryota; Metazoa; Chordata; Mammalia; Rodentia; Sciuridae
Gene: Cerk
Product: ceramide kinase
Exons: 14
Coding region: 16-1614 (532 amino acids)
Molecular function (GO): kinase activity
Source: RefSeq, a predicted model, not a curated record